Thalassophryne amazonica is the source of this 4719-nucleotide messenger RNA. RefSeq names its product cell surface glycoprotein 1-like. NCBI's taxonomy places the organism in Eukaryota, Metazoa, Chordata, Actinopteri, Batrachoidiformes, Batrachoididae. The coding region runs from base 1 to 3420 and encodes 1139 amino acids. The transcript has 3 exons. The record is from RefSeq and is a predicted model, not a curated record.
AUGACCUUUGUGGUUUUACUCACACUGACUGAUUCUGAGCCGCAGCGUCAUCAGGACAUUAAAGACCAGAGUCUUCAGGAAGAGGAGCCGGAGGACGAGGACGACCACAGACAGAAAGUUCAUCUUCUCAUCUGGAAAAGACAAAAUCGUCACAUCACAAACAGCGGCUUCGGGGGAGGAGCCGUUAGUGGAUCUGACAGAUUUGACACAAACCUGGAGAUUCGGUGUCACACUGGUCUGGAAGGCGGGACCUCAUCCUCUGAAAACACAAACAAACAAACAAACAAAACAACAUAUCAACAUCCAGACACAGAAAACAUUUGUAGCAAAUCUGUUAAAGGACAAAACUCAAACCAGGUCCCGAGCACAAAACCCAGACCAGGUCCCGAGGACAAAACCCAGACCAGGUCCCAAGGACAAAACCCAGACCAGGUCCCGAGGACAAAACUCAGACCAGGUCCCGAGGACAAAACCCAGACCAGGUCCCGAGGACAAAACCCAAACCAGGUCCAGAGGACAAAACCCAGACCAGGUCCCAAGGACAAAACCCAAACCAGGUCCCGAGGACAAAACUCAGACCAGGUCCCAAGGACAAAACCCAGACCAGGUCCAGAGGACAAAACCCAAACCAGGUCCCAAGGACAAAACCCAGACCAGGUCCCGAGGACAAAACUCAGACCAGGUCCCAAGGACAAAACCCAAACCAGGUCCCGAGGACAAAACCCAGACCAGGUCCCGAGGACAAAACUCAGACCAGGUCCCGAGGACAAAACCCAGACCAGGUCCCGAGGACAAAACUCAGACCAGGUCCCGAGCACAAAACCCAGACCAGGUCCCGAGGACAAAACCCAGACCAGGUCCCGAGGACAAAACUCAGACCAGGUCCCGAGGACAAAACCCAAACCAGGUCCGGAGGACAAAACCCAGACCAGGUCCCGAGGACAAAACCCAGACCAGGUCCCAAGGACAAAACCCAGACCAGGUCCCGAGGACAAAACUCAGACCAGGUCCCGAGGACAAAACCCAGACCAGGUCCUGAGGACAAAACCCAAACCAGGUCCAGAGGACAAAACCCAGACCAGGUUCCAAGGACAAAACCCAAACCAGGUCCCGAGGACAAAACUCAGACCAGGUCCCAAGGACAAAACCCAGACCAGGUCCAGAGGACAAAACCCAAACCAGGUCCCAAGGACAAAACCCAGACCAGGUCCCGAGGACAAAACUCAGACCAGGUCCCAAGGACAAAACCCAAACCAGGUCCCGAGGACAAAACCCAAACCAGGUCCCGAGGACAAAACCCAGACCAGGUCCCGAGGACAAAACUCAGACCAGGUCCCGAGCACAAAACCCAGACCAGGUCCCGAGGACAAAACCCAGACCAGGUCCCGAGGACAAAACCCAGACCAGGUCCCGAGGACAAAACCCAAACCAGGUCCAGAGGACAAAACCCAGACCAGGUCCCAAGGACAAAACCCAAACCAGGUCCAGAGGACAAAACCCAGACCAGGUCCCAAGGACAAAACCCAGACCAGGUCCCGAGGACAAAACCCAGACCAGGUCCAGAGGACAAAACCUAGACCAGGUCCCAAGGACAAAACCCAGACCAGGUCCAGAGGACAAAACCCAGACCAGGUCCCAAGGACAAAACCCAGACCAGGUCCCAAGGACAAAACCCAGACCAGGUCCCGAGGACAAAACUCAAACCAGGUCCCGAGCACAAAACCCAGACCAGGUCCCGAGGACAAAACCCAGACCAGGUCCCGAGGACAAAACCCAGACCAGGUCCCGAGGACAAAACCCAGACCAGGUCCCAAGGACAAAACCCAGACCAGGUCCCGAGGACAAAACCCAGACCAGGUCCCGAGGACAAAAUUCAGACCAGGUCCCGAGGACAAAACUCAGACCAGGUCCCGAGGACAAAACCCAGACCAGGUCCCGAGGACAAAACCCAGACCAGGUCCCAAGGACAAAACCCAGACCAGGUCCCGAGGACAAAACCCAGACCAGGUCCCGAGGACAAAACUCAAACAAGGUCCCGAGCACAAAACCCAGACCAGGUCCCGAGGACAAAACUCAAACCAGGUCCCGAGCACAAAACCCAGACCAGGUCCCGAGGACAAAACCCAGACCAGGUCCCGAGGACAAAACCCAGACCAGGUCCCGAGCACAAAACCCAGACCAGGUCCCGAGGACAAAACUCAGACCAGGUCCCGAGGACAAAACCCAGACCAGGUCCCGAGGACAAAACCCAAACCAGGUCCAGAGGACAAAACCCAGACCAGGUCCCAAGGACAAAACCCAAACCAGGUCCCGAGGACAAAACUCAGACCAGGUCCCAAGGACAAAACCCAGACCAGGUCCAGAGGACAAAACCCAAACCAGGUCCCAAGGACAAAACCCAGACCAGGUCCCCAGGACAAAACUCAGACCAGGUCCCAAGGACAAAACCCAAACCAGGUCCCGAGGACAAAACCCAAACCAGGUCCCAAGGACAAAACCCAGACCAGGUCCCGAGGACAAAACUCAGACCAGGUCCCGAGGACAAAACCCAGACCAGGUCCCGAGGACAAAACUCAGACCAGGUCCCGAGCACAAAACCCAGACCAGGUCCCGAGGACAAAACCCAGACCAGGUCCCGAGCACAAAACCCAGACCAGGUCCCGAGGACAAAACUCAGACCAGGUCCCGAGAACAAAACCCAGACCAGGUCCCGAGGACAAAACCCAAACCAGGUCCAGAGGACAAAACCCAGACCAGGUCCCAAGGACAAAACCCAAACCAGGUCCCGAGGACAAAACUCAGACCAGGUCCCAAGGACAAAACCCAGACCAGGUCCAGAGGACAAAACCCAAACCAGGUCCCAAGGACAAAACCCAGACCAGGUCCCCAGGACAAAACUCAGACCAGGUCCCAAGGACAAAACCCAAACCAGGUCCCGAGGACAAAACCCAAACCAGGUCCCAAGGACAAAACCCAGACCAGGUCCCGAGGACAAAACUCAGACCAGGUCCCGAGGACAAAACCCAGACCAGGUCCCGAGGACAAAACUCAGACCAGGUCCCGAGCACAAAACCCAGACCAGGUCCCGAGGACAAAACCCAGACCAGGUCCCGAGGACAAAACCCAGACCAGGUCCCAAGGACAAAACUCAGACCAGGUCCCAAGGACAAAACCCAAACCAGGUCCGGAGGACAAAACCCAGACCAGGUCCCAAGGACAAAACCCAGACCAGGUCCCAAGGACAAAACCCAAACCAGGUCCGGAGGACAAAACCCAGACCAGGUCCCAAGGACAAAACUCAGACCAGGUCCCAAGGACAAAACCCAAACCAGGUCCGGAGGACAAAACCCAGACCAGGUCCCAAGGACAAAACUCAUCCCAGGACAAAAGGACAAAAUCCCAUCUCACCAAAGCAAAUAGGUGGCACGUGGGCGUGUCCUUGACUGCAAGUCCAACUCUGACAAUCAGACAAUGAGACAGGAAGCAGCAGGACCCUAAAGACCUCUGACCUCUGACCUCAUGACCUCACAGCAGAAAAUGGUUUCUGUUAAUGAAGUUGCUUAUGAAAUCCUGUCACUAUGACGACAAAAUUAAAACAAGAACAAAAUAACUGGAAAAGUCACAAUGUUUGAAGAACAUAAACAGAAUAAUGCAAUGAUGCAAGAAAAAUGAGGAAAACAGUAUUUUUUUAAAUAUAGAAGAACCAGAAGAUGAAGAAGAAGAACCAGAAGAUGAAGAAGAAGAAGAAGAAGAAGAAGAAGAAGGGUCUUUGUUGUAAUUGUACAAACACAUAAAACUAAAUUUGUCAUCUGCAUUUAACCAUCCUCAUUGCAGUUAGACACCAUCCAGCCACUAGGGGCACUCCUGUAUCUCUGGAUUCCGCAGCGUCCGGCGGAUGAGAGUCCACGACUCCAGGUCUUGGUUACAUCAUCGUACCAACUGUUUUGAAACGUGUUUCAGACCUGAAGGAUCGAACAAUUAUUUUCAACUGAAAUGACGUCAAACUAAAAUCAGUCAAUAAAUACCUCGUAUUCAUACGGAUGAUAAAUGUGUUUGUUUGUAUAUUUUUGUGGUUUGUUGAAUUCUGAUGUUUAAUCAUUUCAGUGCAGAUUUAUUUAAGUGUUUACUGAUUUCCAUGAUAACAUCAGUUUAUUGGUGGUUGCGACUGGUUACUGAUCUUUGAUCAAAUGUAACUUGAUAAUUGUUAUUUUAAUAAAUGUUCAAUUUUACAGCUUUGAUUUUUCAACUCAGUUCUUCAUCCAGUCGUCUGUAUUCAAGUUCCGUCCUUCACACUCUAAGACGCUUCACAACACAAACCCCUCGACAUCUUGCUUUAAACACCAGAAGAUAAAUAGUCGUGACAUUUACAGCCGUUGUGUUUCUACAAAUGUAGGUUUUAUAUGAGUUAAGUUUUACUGCGAAAACAUUUUUCUGAAUCUGUUCAUCAAAUGGAUGAUGAUACUGGACAGUUUUUAUUUUUAAAUUCACAUUAUUACAAACAUUUGAAGUAGAUUGUCAAGCUGCCACUUCUAUGUUUUGGUUUCAUUUACAUUAUAAAAAGUAAAAAAAAAAUAAACCCACAGUGACACUUUUACACAUUAAUAUAUAGUUCCAUUGGGGAGGUGAUGGUCUAGUGGUUAAGCAGCGGUUCAAACCCCCGUCUGGCUGGAAAAUCACUAAGGGCCCUUGGGCAAGGUCCUUAAUCCCUGAGUUGAUCCU